UUGACAGCUUGACUUGAGCUCCCGGAUGCGGUUAGUUAGCAACCUGGGAACUACUGUGAUAUAUUCCCCCGCACUUUGAUUUCAAAUUUCCAACCUGCCGAACUACGAAACAGUCGUGGUAAAAACUUCGGGAUAAGUCAAAGGUGGUCUCCGCGCAAGGCAUCCUAGUCAUUGUUUAACAUUUAACAAUGACAUUUGGAGACGGGGUUAAGGCGCUGCUUGACACAUACGCCAACUGCAUUUCGCUCCUCAAAACAUUCAGACGCAACCGGGAUGAAGCACCAGGCGCUAGUGUCGGCGCUCAGCAGCGGCAUUCACACUUACGCAAGUGUCUGAGGAGCGACCGUUCUCUGGUUGAGCGGGCUUAUUCAUCUCGGGUAUCUGAGUCUGGGAAACGCUUCAAGAAAGGAGAUGCCCGCGCAAAAACCGCCGUCGAUCGCAUCCUCAAGAGGUUGAGAAACGCGAUUGCAAACCUACUACGUCUCUCAAGCAGAAGGGAUGGCCUCGAUCUGGACUACGAGUCUCUGAUGUCUCUGUCGAAUGCGUCGCGAGUCGAGGCGAUCAAGGCCAUCGAUAGCCUCUCACGCCGGCUAGGAGGUCCUUCCCGAUCUUCUAUCGCCUCCUCGUUAUCUGAAUCAUCAUCUAAGAGAUCGUCUGCGACUCGGCAUAAACAUAAACGUGGAUCGUCAUCCAAUACACGGUCUUCCGCCUCCAGGCAAGAUAACGCGACCGAGCAACAUGACUUACAGAGCCAGAAGCCUCGGACCACAGCUAAAGAGGGGAAGGCAACGAGCAGGCAGUGUAAGGCAGAUGACGCGGAGAGGUUACGCAAAGGUCCACCGCCAUUGUCCGUUGCUCCGCCCAAAGUGCGGAAUGCGCAACCGCAGACACCGAUCCCGAGAACCACGAGUCCAGGCGUUAAGGCACCGAAGUCGGCGUGGGCCAACAGGAUAUCUAUCUUGUCGUUCUCUUCCGGCAGCACCAAGCUCGGUGAGAUCCCGCAGAGGAAGUGGCAGUCAACCAUGCAAUAUACUGCUACGGAUGUAGAUGGUGACGAGUACAAUGUCCGUCCCAUGUUCCCCCUGAAGCCAUACACGGUGGAGGUCAAGGAGAGGAGGUUCUGGGGAUUAUUCAGUCGGAGACGGGAAGGGUGAUAUUUUUGCUCGUGGUGCUUUCUGGGAACUGCGAAGCUUGGUAUGACGGGAUAUCUCGAGAUGUCUCAUGAGCCAUGACCGCUGGUACAGUAAGACAUGAUAAUAUCUGGAGGUUGUUCUUCAAGGUUGGACACGAACUUGAGCUUGUUGUGGAGCAACCGGCUGAAAUCCCGAGCUUCGGUCGAAUCGGUUUCCCUCUGAUAUUGAAGUCUCAAUCGCAAAGCGUUUCAAAAACGGGCGCUAAUAAAACAGCUCACUCGGCAACUUUGCCAACUGCUGAUCAACAAGUGCGCUGGAACCGGCAGAUCUUUCCAACGGCGACCCUGGCAAGGUGCAACGGCAACCGC
Chaetomium strumarium is the source of this 1501-nucleotide messenger RNA. RefSeq lists its product as uncharacterized. NCBI's taxonomy places the organism in Eukaryota, Fungi, Ascomycota, Sordariomycetes, Sordariales, Chaetomiaceae. The record is from RefSeq and is a predicted model, not a curated record. The coding region runs from base 189 to 1154 and encodes 321 amino acids. The transcript has 2 exons.